This is a messenger RNA of Epinephelus fuscoguttatus (brown-marbled grouper), 7116 nucleotides long. It is a transcript of the gene scn4aa, whose product is annotated as sodium channel, voltage-gated, type IV, alpha, a. Gene Ontology annotation, molecular function: calcium ion binding; protein binding; voltage-gated sodium channel activity. The transcript has 28 exons. NCBI's taxonomy places the organism in Eukaryota, Metazoa, Chordata, Actinopteri, Perciformes, Serranidae. The record is from RefSeq and is a predicted model, not a curated record. Gene Ontology annotation, biological process: sodium ion transmembrane transport; neuronal action potential; membrane depolarization during action potential. The coding region runs from base 515 to 6262 and encodes 1915 amino acids. Gene Ontology annotation, cellular component: axon; plasma membrane; voltage-gated sodium channel complex.
UCCCGGACGUUUCAUGUGCGCUGCGGUUACUUCACUUCAGCUCGAUCACCGUUUGGCUUCACUUCACUACAAACUUGUAAAAGCGCCUGGCCGACGGAAAUGCGCGCAGGAGCCACCAGCUGUGUGGGAACGGGGAAGCGGUUCCGGUGCUGAAGUGUCAAAGGUCUGAUCUGAUCCUACCUGGAGCGACUCUCCGGUUUCACUGCGGGACGCCACUGCGUCAGCAACAGCUGUCCUGCAGCCACGCACCGGCUGCCAGAAGGGGAGAAUUACGUCCUCGGUGGAAGGCUUCGCGGAAGACUUGAUUUUUUUUUUCAAGUUUGUUGGAUUCUGUGGGAAUAUUUGCUUUACCGUGCAAGGAUCCACCAGUUUAAAGGAGAAUAAACCACUGUGUCUGUACUAUCAGGAGCCUAACCUCAGCUGCUCCAGACGAAACCAGACUGGUUGCUAAACACAUCAAAGGAUCUCCUUCUAGGGAAACCCCGGUGUGGUGGUAUCCCUUCGCGAUGCGAAGAUGGCGCCCCUGCUCCCUCCCCCAGGCACCGAUAUGUUCCGCCGUUUCACCCCGGAAUCGCUGGCGGAGAUCGAGAGGCUCAAGGAGGAAAGAAAAAAGCCAGCAGAAGUAGAGGGCCAUGUGGAAAGAAAAAAGGCCGCGGAAGAAGAGGGCCACGAGGAGGAAGAGCCAACGGCCCCAAAUGCUGAUCUGGAGGCGGGCAAGAGUCUGCCCUUAAUAUUCGGAGACCCUCCGCCAGAGCUGCUCAACACACCUCUGGAGGACCUGGACCCCUUCUACAAAGCACAGAGCACAUUCAUUGUGAUCACCAAAGGAAACACAAUCUACAGGUUCAACGCUGAACCGGCUUGCUACAUUCUGAGCCCCUUUAGUGUGAUUAGAAGAGGAGCCAUCAGAAUUCUCAUACAUUCAUUAUUUAGCAUGUUCAUCAUGAUUACCAUUCUAUCGAACUGUGUAUUCAUGACGAUGAGCAACCCACCAGCAUGGAGUAAAACCGUCGAGUAUGUUUUUACUGGUAUCUAUACCUUUGAGGCAACAGUCAAAGUGUUGUCAAGAGGUUUCUGUGUUGGAUCUUUUACAUUCCUUCGAGAUCCAUGGAAUUGGCUGGAUUUCAUGGUGAUCAGCAUGGCAUACGUCACUGAGUUUGUUGACCUUGGCAACGUGUCAGCCCUCAGGACAUUUCGUGUACUUCGAGCCCUCAAAACAAUUACUGUGAUUCCUGGUUUGAAAACCAUCGUGGCCGCUUUGAUCCAGUCGGUGAAGAAAAUGGUGGACGUCAUGAUUCUGACCGUCUUCGCCCUCGCUGUUUUCGCCCUCGUCGGCCUUCAGCUCUUUAUGGGAAAUCUGCGUCACAAAUGUGUGCGGUGGCCCAUCGACACAAAUGAAACUGCAUUUGAAUUUUUUAACACCACCGCCACGUUAAACGACACCCUGUCCUUCAACAACACCAUCGGCGUCAAUGAGACAGCAUAUUCCAACAGUACCUUCAAUUUCAUCGAGUAUAUUGAAAACACAGAAAAUCACUAUUUUUUGGAUGGCAGCCCGGAUGCUCUGAUUUGUGGAAACAGCUCUGAUGCUGGAAAGUGCCCAGAAGGAUACACAUGCAUGAAGGCUGGGAGGAACCCCAACUUUGGCUACACCAGUUUUGACUCUUUUGGCUGGGCCUUCCUGGCCCUCUUUAGACUCAUGACCCAGGACUACUGGGAGAACCUCUUCCAGCUGAUCCUGCGGGCGGCUGGCAAGACAUACAUGCUGUUCUUUGUGGUGAUUAUCUUUCUGGGCUCCUUCUACCUCAUCAACCUCAUCCUGGCCGUGGUAGCCAUGGCUUAUGAUGAACAGAAUCAGGCAACUCAGCGAGAGGCCAUAGAGAAAGAGGAGGAGUUCCAGCGGCUACUAGAGCAACUCAAGAAUCAGGAACAGCAGGCUCACGCUCUUGGGAGCCGGCUCACUCUAACUAGUAAGUCACUCAGUCAUCACACCAUGUCUGAGAUGACAGAUGAUGAACCCAGCCCUAACAAUGACGAGAAUAUCAAGGAUUGUAACGGGAGAAUCAUCCCCCGUCUGUUAGUCAGAGCGCCCACCAUGGUCAAGCCCACUACAGAGUAUGAACUCAGUGAGAAGUCAAUAGGCUCUUCUGUGCACAGCAUGCUUCAUCUGGACGAACCGGGCCUGACACAGAAGUCUGUUAGUGCUCUCACUGUGCUCACUGCAGCUGCUAUGGAAGAGUUGGAGGAGGCUCAGAGGCCGUGCCCACCGGGCUGGUACAAGUUUGCCGACAUUUUCCUCAAGUGGGACUGCUGCCCGCAGUGGGUGCUCUUUAAAAAGUGGGUGCACUUUGUGGUGAUGGACCCUUUUGUCGACUUGGCCAUCACCAUCUGCAUCGUGCUCAACACCCUUUUCAUGGCCAUGGAGCACUACCCAAUGACCCCGCAGUUUGACCACAUGCUCUCAGUGGGGAAUCUGGUUUUCACUGGGAUCUUCACAGCGGAGAUGUUCUUCAAGCUGAUCGCCAUGGAUCCCUACUACUACUUUCAAGUUGGCUGGAACAUUUUCGACAGCAUCAUUGUCACUCUCAGUCUGGUGGAGCUGGGGCUGGCCAAUGUCCAGGGGCUGUCUGUCCUCAGGUCCUUCCGUCUGCUUCGUGUCUUCAAACUAGCCAAGUCCUGGCCCACGCUCAACAUGCUGAUCAAGAUUAUCGGUAACUCAGUAGGAGCUUUAGGAAACCUGACUUUGGUGCUGGCCAUCAUCGUCUUCAUCUUUGCCGUGGUCGGUAUGCAACUCUUCGGCAAGAGCUACAAGGACUGCGUGUGCAAGAUCUCCACAGAGUGCGAGCUGCCACGCUGGCACAUGAAUGACUUCUUCCACUCGUUCCUCAUCGUGUUCCGCAUCCUGUGUGGGGAGUGGAUCGAGACCAUGUGGGACUGCAUGGAGGUGGCCGGAGCUGGGAUGUGUUUGGUCGUCUUCCUGAUGGUCAUGGUCAUCGGAAAUCUAGUGGUGUUGAACCUCUUCCUGGCCUUGCUGCUCAGCUCGUUCAGUGGGGACAACCUCUCUGCGGGGGACGACGACGGAGAGAUGAACAACCUCCAGAUUGCCAUCGGCAGGAUCACGCGAGGCAUCGACUGGUUCAAAGCCUUCGCCAUUCGAACUGUCCUGCAGAUUCUCGGCAGGAAGCCCAAAGAGCCGGAGGAGCCCGAGCGGGGUCCGACGGACGACGAGGACCCUAAAGCAGAGGAAAUUGAAAUGAACCACUUGGACACCGGUCAGAAUUUCAAAAUGGCAGAUGGGAUACCUAAUUGUUUGGUUGAAGGCCGGCCCUCUGGAUUUAUUGUGGAUGGAGAACUUAGUCUCAACGUGCCGAUCGCUCAGGGAGAGUCAGACUUUGAAAACCUGGGCGAGGAUGAAGAGGAUGAUGGUGAUAAUGCCAAUGACUCAGAGACUUCAGAUGAGAAAAAAAACAAACACUUUUCAGAAAACUUAGAAGAUGAACAUAGUACGCUGGGAAAUGUCAAACUGAUGGGUGCUUUGACUGAUGGGGAUUCUUCAGUGUGUAGCACAGUGGACUAUCAGCCACCUGAGCCUGAACCAGAAGAAGAGGAGGAAGAAGAGCCAGAACCUGAGGAGCCAGAGGCCUGCUUCACUGACGACUGCGUCAGGCGCUGGCCGUGUCUGACUGUGGACAUCACCGAAGGUAAAGGCAAGAAAUGGUGGAACCUCCGCAGAACUUGCUUCACAAUUGUGGAGCACGACUGGUUUGAAACCUUCAUCAUCUUCAUGAUCCUCCUUAGCAGCGGCGCUCUGGCCUUUGAGGACAUACACAUAGAAAGACGCCGAACCAUCAAAAUUAUUCUGGAGUACGCAGACAAAGUUUUCACCUACGUAUUUAUCAUCGAGAUGCUCCUUAAAUGGAUCGCGUAUGGCUUCAAGACCUACUUCACCAACGCCUGGUGUUGGUUAGACUUUUUCAUCGUAGAUAUUUCCCUGAUUAGUUUAGCUGCCAACUGGAUGGGAUACGCUGAGCUUGGACCAAUCAAAUCCCUCAGGACUCUCAGGGCGCUGAGGCCUCUUCGAGCGCUGUCAAGAUUUGAAGGGAUGAGGGUGGUGGUGAACGCUCUCGUUGGAGCGAUUCCCUCCAUCUUCAAUGUGCUGCUGGUGUGUCUCAUCUUCUGGCUCAUCUUCAGCAUCAUGGGAGUCAACCUGUUUGCUGGGAAGUUCUACCACUGUAUCAAUACCACCUCGGAUGAGCUUUUCCCCAUGGACGAGGUCAACAACAAGAGCGACUGCAUGGCCUUGAAAGAGGCCACAGCGGAGGCCCGCUGGGUCAACGUCAAAGUCAACUAUGACAAUGUGGGACAAGGCUACCUGUCUCUGCUUCAAGUGUCAACUUUUAAAGGCUGGAUGGACAUCAUGUAUGCUGCUGUUGACUCAAGAGAGGUAGAGGAGCAGCCUUCUUAUGAGAUCAACCUCUACAUGUACAUGUACUUUGUCAUCUUCAUCAUCUUUGGCUCUUUCUUCACACUCAACCUCUUCAUUGGUGUCAUCAUCGACAAUUUCAACCAACAGAAGAAAAAGUUUGGAGAUAAAGACAUCUUCAUGACUGAGGAACAAAAGAAGUACUACGACGCCAUGAAGAAACUUGGUUCCAAGAAGCCACAGAAGCCAAUUCCACGUCCAACGAACCUAAUCCAGGGAAUGGUGUUUGACUUCAUCAGUCAGCAGUUCUUUGAUAUCUUCAUCAUGGUGCUCAUCUGCCUCAACAUGGUGACCAUGAUGGUGGAGACGGACGACCAGAGCCCGGAGAAGGAAGACUUCCUGUUUAAGCUAAACGUGGCUUUCAUUGUCGUCUUCACUGGGGAGUGCGUGUUGAAGCUGUUUGCCCUGCGACAGUACUUCUUCACCAACGGAUGGAACGUUUUUGACUUUGUUGUGGUCAUCUUGUCCAUAGCGGGUACAAUGCUCUCUGACCUGAUCGAGAAGUACUUUGUGUCACCGACUCUGUUCAGAGUCAUCAGACUUGCCAGAAUAGGCAGGAUUCUGCGUCUUAUUAAAGGAGCAAAGGGCAUUCGGACGCUUCUCUUUGCUCUCAUGAUGUCACUUCCUGCCCUAUUCAACAUUGGCCUUCUGCUCUUCCUCAUUAUGUUCAUCUUCUCCAUAUUUGGCAUGUCAAAUUUUGCCUAUGUUAAAAAACAGGCCGGAAUUGAUGAUAUAUUUAAUUUUGAGACUUUUGGUGGCAGCAUUAUCUGUUUGUUUGAGAUCACGACGUCAGCCGGCUGGGAUCAGCUUUUACUUCCAAUGCUGAACAAGGAGUAUCCAGACUGCGAUCCAGACAUUGAGAACCCGGGCACGGAUGUAAAGGGGAAUUGCGGCAACCCGGGCAUGAGCAUGAUAUUCUUCUGCAGCUACAUCAUCAUCUCUUUCUUAGUGGUGGUCAACAUGUACAUCGCCAUUAUCUUAGAGAACUUCAAUGUGGCGCAGGAGGAGAGUGGCGACGCUCUCUGUGAGGAGGACUUUGAGAUGUUUAAUGAGACGUGGGAGAAGUUUGAUGUAGGUGGAACUCAGUUCAUUGAGUACAGCCAGCUCUCAGAUUUCUGUGACACCUUGCAGCCGCCACUGAGGGUUGCCAAGCCCAACAGGCUCCGCCUGAUUGAAAUGGAUCUACCCCUGGUCAUUGGGGACCGGAUCCACUGCCUGGAUGUCCUGUCGGCCGUCACGCAGAUGGUGUUGGGAGACACAAUUGAGAUGGUGGCCAUGCGGGAGAGCAUUGAGGCCAAGUUCAUUCUGAGCAACCCCACCUCAGACUCCUUUGCACCGAUCACCACGACGGUGCGCCACAAAGAAGAGAGGAUGGCUGCUGUAGUCAUUCAGAGGGCUUACCGCACCCACCUGCUGAGACGCUGCAUACACCAUGCUGCUUUUAUGCACCGCUGUAAGAGGAUGGGUAGAAAGGACGAAGGUGAAGAUGCACCGGAGAAAGAGGGCAUGCUCGCUCGAAGGAUGGGAGUGCUCUAUGGAAGCAACGUGGACCUUGCAGAGGCGAUGGAGCAGGCUGAUUUAGAAACUCUAGCAAGCCAACAGCCUCCUACUCCUGAGACAGUGUCACAUGACACAGGGGCCCAGAGUGGUCCAGAGGAGCCCCCCGAGCCAAAUGUCAUGGUUGUUCCUGUAGAGAUUACUAAUGAGGUUUUAUUACAUUCUGCCCCGAACCCACACCUCUUUACCCUCCCUGCAAAUCUGAGAGAGACGAUCGUAUAACAAACAGCAGAAGACAAAUAAUUGUCUUCCUCCCUGUUGCUUUUUUUUUUACCAGUCAAUGAAGUAGUGUUACACAGUGCUAAUGAAUAUUUAAACUGCAUUUUCCAUCAUUGACCGUAACAAACAAUUUCUAUUUUUCUAUGUGAUAUUCAAGUGUCUUUUUUGGUUAAAAGUGAAACUGGAGGGCAUGGUUUUCUCUGAUAGUAACCAUAAAGACAUCAGCAAAUAUAAACCAACAUUAAUGCUAAAUGCGAGACGAUUAAAAAUGAACAAGUUAGCAUGUUACAUGAUAAUAAAUUUGGCUGUAAAAACAAAUAGUAAUAUGCUGAAAUAUUCAAUUACAAGUUGUACGUGUUUAAUUGAAGUCCCACUAUAGAGACUAAUGUCUGUGCCUGCAAUGCUUUUCUCUGUGUAUUGUUGAGGGUAAAUGCUACUCAAAUUAACAUUUCCAAAUUAAAAAGCACAUGUAGAGAUGAUUUCUCAGCAUUUAAAGGGGACCUAUUAUGUGUUUUUUAAUUAUCUGCCAUAUUUAUAAUGUUACAAUGCCAUAUGUUCAUAUUAAACGUGGCCAAAGUUUCAGAUAAUUAGUUAAACAUACUUAAAAGUAACCUCAGGCUUUCCAAUGUUUUUUUUUUUCUUCUUUGCCUCUGAGCUGACGUUAGCUUGUGAUGAAUUCUUGCUCGUCUGCUCCAGGCACACUACUGCAAGCUGUGUUUUUGCCCAAGCGUGUUGCACCUAGUCCCGCCCUACUGUGCUGUGAUUGGCCAGUACUAACCCGAACAUGACCUUUUUGCCCUGACUGCCUCCAUUCUGGACGCUGCCAAUGUGACAAGUACUAGCUAAUCACAGCACAG